Molecule: messenger RNA, 5014 nt
Organism: Cololabis saira (Pacific saury)
Lineage: Eukaryota; Metazoa; Chordata; Actinopteri; Beloniformes; Belonidae
Gene: thbs4b
Product: thrombospondin 4b
Exons: 22
Coding region: 199-3021 (940 amino acids)
Biological process (GO): cell adhesion
Cellular component (GO): extracellular region
Molecular function (GO): calcium ion binding
Source: RefSeq, a predicted model, not a curated record
GCCGUCUGAGGAAGGUUUUAAAAGCAGGUUCUGGUUCCCCCGCUCCUCCUUUAUUAAUACUCCUACCAUCCCUUCUUCACAUUUUAGACGCACACACUCAUAUAAACAGUCAACAGCGCGCUCAGGCACACGGGAGAGUGCUACUGUGGUGAGCCUCUGCAGAGAAGCUGCACAUCUGAGACCAGCUGGAAGGACAGAAUGGGUGUGUGGACGGCCCUGGUUCUGGCCUCACUGCUGCUGUUAAACCUCUGCUUGCACCUGGAAGCCAAAGUUUUGGCCUAUGAUCUCCUCACAUCGCCCGAUUGCCUGCCCGACCUGCUGCAGGGAGGUCUGGCCGAGCAAGGGACAAACGAGGCUUUCAUCCUGGCCACCUUCAAGCUGCAGCCCAAGGGUGGAACCACGGUGUUUGGGCUUUACAACCCCAGAGACAACAGCAAGUAUUUCGAGUUCACAGUGAUGGGGAAGCUAAACCGAGCGGUUUUACGCUACCUGCGGAGCGACAAGAGGAUGACCUCCGUUACCUUCAACAACCUGGUGCUGGCGGACGGCCAGCAGCACCGAUUGUUGUUCCACCUGAGGGGCCUGCAGCAGCAGGGGCCACCCGGGGUGGAGCUGCAUCUGGACUGUCGGCUGGUGGAGACGGUCAGGGAUCUCCCCGCUGCCUUCCAGGGUUUGCCAGCAGGUUACGGCACAGUGGAUCUCAAGACCAUGCGGAAUACGGAUCAGGAAAGCUUAGAUGAGCUAAAGCUGGUGGUCGGGGACUCGUUUGAGAACGUUGCAUCGUUGCAAGACUGCUUUUUCCAGCAAAGAGACUCUGUUCAAACUCUGGGGGUUAACACAAAACAGCUCUCCAAUCAAAUGAUGGAGUUGACAACGGUGAUAAACGAACUGAAAGAUGUCCUCAUUCAGCAGGUUAAAGAAACUUCAUUUCUCAGGAACACCAUCUCAGAAUGUCAGGCCUGUGGUCUGGGUGGUACUGAAGUGGUGAAACCAAAGUGUACCCCAGGCGUCUGCUUCCGUGACGACAUGUGUAUAGAGACGGCUAACGGCGUUGAGUGUGCGCCGUGUCCUGAUGGAUACACCGGAGAUGGUUUCAACUGUGACGAUGUGGAUGAGUGCCAGUUCAACCCCUGCUUCCCAGGAGUGAAGUGUGUGAACACCGCCCCGGGCUUCCGCUGCGACGCCUGUCCGCUGGGCUACGCCGGCCUGCCAGUGGAGGGGGUGGGCAUUUUGUUCGCCCAGACAAACAAACAGGUCUGUGAUGACGUUGAUGAGUGUAAAGGACCCGACAACGGAGGCUGUGCUGCAAAUUCAGCCUGUCACAACUCAGUGGGCUCCUUCCACUGUGGCAGUUGUAAGUCCGGCUUCACAGGAGAUCAGGCGAAAGGCUGUAAACCAGAAAUCAGCUGUGGGAACAGCCUGACCAACCCCUGUGAUAUUAACGCCCUGUGUAUUCCAGAAAGAGAUGGGUCCAUCACUUGUCAGUGUGGAAUUGGCUGGGCUGGCAAUGGAUACCUUUGCGGGAAGGACACAGACAUUGAUGGAUAUCCUGAUGAGAAACUCAAAUGUAAAGAUCCAAGCUGCAGAAAGGAUAAUUGCAUAUAUGUUCCUAAUUCUGGUCAAGAAGACGCUGACAGAGAUGGCCAAGGUAAUGCCUGUGAUGACGAUGCAGAUGGUGAUGGUAUUCUCAAUGAGCAGGACAACUGCCCACUGAAGCCAAACGUGGACCAGAGGAACAGUGACAAAGACAGCCAUGGCGACGCUUGUGACAAUUGUCGCGUGGUGGAGAACCCUGACCAAAGGGACACUGACAGCGACGGCAAAGGUGACGCCUGCGAUGACGACAUGGAUGGAGAUGGUCUGAAGAACUUCCUUGACAACUGUCAGCGUGUCCAGAACCGAGACCAGCUGGACCGGGAUGGAGACGGAGUGGGAGAUGCUUGCGACAGCUGCCCCGACAUCCCCAACCCAAACCAGUCUGAUAUUGAUAAUGACCUGGUUGGAGACUCCUGUGACACAAACCAAGACAGUGAUGGAGAUGGUCACCAGGAUACCAAGGACAACUGUCCGCUCGUGAUCAACAGCUCCCAGCUGGACACCGACAAAGACGGGAUGGGAGACGAGUGCGACGAUGACGACGACAAUGACGGGAUUCCUGACUUUUUACCACCGGGGCCAGAUAACUGUCGGCUGGUGCCAAACCCGGACCAGACUGAUGACAACAAUGAUGGUCUGGGAGAUGUGUGCGAGUCCGACUUUGACCAGGAUAAAGUGAUUGACAGGAUCGACAACUGUCCUGAGAACGCAGAGAUAACCCUGACCGACUUCAGGGCCUAUCAGACGGUGGUGCUGGACCCCGAGGGCGAUGCCCAGAUUGACCCCAACUGGGUUGUUCUGAACCAGGGAAUGGAAAUAGUUCAGACCAUGAAUAGUGAUCCAGGACUUGCUGUUGGCUACACGGCUUUCAGCGGGGUGGACUUUGAGGGGACCUUUCACGUGAACACAGUUACAGACGACGACUACGCCGGCUUCAUCUUCGGCUACCAAGAUUCAUCCUCUUUUUACGUAGUGAUGUGGAAGCAGACCGAGCAAACCUACUGGCAGGCGACGCCCUUCAGAGCCGUGGCCGAGCCCGGCAUUCAGCUCAAGGCUGUCAAGUCUAAAUCUGGCCCAGGGGAGCACUUGAGGAACUCACUGUGGCACACGGGAGACACCAACGACCAGGUGCGCCUGCUGUGGAAGGACCCAAGAAAUGUGGGCUGGAAGGACAAGGUGUCCUACCGCUGGUACCUGCAGCACCGCCCACAGGUUGGAUACAUCAGGGCCCGGUUUUAUGAAGGAACUGAGCUGGUUGCAGACUCUGGCGUCACCAUCGACACAACCAUGAGAGGAGGACGACUUGGCGUGUUCUGUUUCUCGCAAGAAAACAUCAUCUGGUCCAAUCUGAAAUACCGCUGCAACGACACCAUCCCAGAGGAUUUCCAGGAGUUCAGCACUCAGCACGCUGCCGACUCAAUCUAACAGGAAGACAGACGUAGAUGAAGCCCAGUCUCCAAAGAAUGCGUCUGUGUGUGGAAGAGCGCGUGACCGUUGGACUGUUUCCAGUGUGUGUGUAUUGACAUGUACAGUUUCUAAACCUUUAAGACCACAAUCCUUGUACUGUAUGUACAGACUAACAUGUCCUUUCACUCAAAAUGUACGCUCUCUUAAAAAAAUAGUCCCUGAAUGACUUCAGCUGAGUUUGUUGCGCUGAAUCUUAUAAGUUAUAAUGAAUUUUAGCUGCAAAAAAAAUUAAAGAAAUAGGAGAAAAAGCAAACACGGCUUGUGGUUUACACAAUAUGAAUCAGGCAUCAAGGGAAGAGGGACAUGCUCCAACAAAUUCUCAAAAAAUAUGGAAAAUACCAUGACAUUUAAGAAUAAAAGCUUCUGUUCAAAGUUUGAGCCACCUACGUUUAUGGGGCUUUAUCAGGAAAUACAGGAAUGUCUCCUGCCAGGGGCGAAAAUCCCGUUUCAUAGUUGGGGGGGACAAUAAACAGUAAAAUUUUAGAGAAUAAAUCCAGUGGGGACAAGGAAUAAAAGUUUUAGCCUUCCUUUAAUACAGCAUUUUGACAUUUUCAUCUCUAUCUCGCAAACAGGCAGAAGACCUUUCUUAGAGUAAUACAAAACAAUGGUAUUAGGUGGAAGGUGCAAUAAUACAGCACAUCUGACAUAAUACACUGCAAAAACCCAAAAUCUUAACAAGAAUAUCUGUCUUAUUUCUAGUUAAAAUGUCUCAUUUUUAGUUAAAAAAAAUCUAAUUACACUUAAAAGAAGACUCAUCACUGGAAAAAGAUGGACAAGAUUUUUUUGCUUGUAAUGAGAAGAUAAAUCUUGUUCCACUGGCAGAUUUUUCUACUUAUUUCAAGUGAAAAUUUACUUGAAACAGGUGAAAAUUGUUGUUUUUUUCCAGUGAUGAGAUGAGAUUUUGUUUUAAGUGUAAUGAGAUUUUACUGUUUAUUAUUAUUUUCGAUUUCGGUUUCGGCCACAAAUUUUCAUUUUGGUGCAUCACUACUAAAUACUACUGCAUUGUUCCAAAAUUAUUAAUUCUGUCUCAAAUUAUUCUAGGGGGGGACAGCUUUACUAAUGGGGGCGACUUGUCCCCCCUGUCCCCCCCGGGAUUUUCGCCCCUGUCUCCUGCUGAUGACAGCAGGAGACAUUCAAAAGCCUCUUUGCUUAACCCUCCAGAUUACCUACAAGAAUUUACAAUACUAUAACUCUUUCAUCACACAAAUGAAGCAGAAACCAUAACAAUGAAUUAUUGAACCUUCUGCAGCAUCCCAUCAUCAUACUCCUCUCAAACUUCUGCUUUGUAAUUAUUGCAACACAUGGAAACCUUUAGUUUUGGAAGCUCAAGUUUACCUUCUUUGUCAUCGGUUGUUUUGAGCUCUGUUUUCUUCUGCUGUAAAACUUGGAGGUCAUUAUUCUCUCAGCCCCCUUACACGUACAAUUUCACAGCGAACCGAGGUCUGUGUGAUUAAACAUUUCCAGACUAUUACAUGUAAGUGUAUUUAAUUGUCUGCACCGUCUCGCUCAUUUCCUUGUUUUUCUGCUUCACAUCUAAAGUAAACAAAUGGAUUUCUAAAUGUUUCCAAAUGAGCUCAAAAGGAACAAAGCAUCACAUUAAACACAGUAGCUUUACAGAUGAAUACCAUUUUAAUAUUUUAACUCAACUGUAAUACCAUGAACAUGCUUAUACUUUGGAGCCACAUCCAAAACAUUUUCGUAUCAUCCUGGUCUCAUCGUGUUUUGCUAUUUUUAUAGAAAAGGAUCAACAAGUUUCUAAAGUUUUGACUCAAUUAACUUGGAGCUCAGUGCAAUGUUUCUCCUUCAUUUGAGCCUUAAGACCAUGUUUGUUACAUAUCUAUCUAAUUGUGAACAUGGUCAGAAUAAAGAUUAAAUACAUCCAAAUAUGUACCAAUUGUGAUAACAAAGGUUAAAACUUUCAGUAUUAAAGCAAAGGUUUUUCACAUUAAAA